Molecule: messenger RNA, 2906 nt
Organism: Aegilops tauschii subsp. strangulata
Lineage: Eukaryota; Viridiplantae; Streptophyta; Magnoliopsida; Poales; Poaceae
Source: RefSeq, a predicted model, not a curated record
AAACGCGCGCCCUCCCACUUCAACUCCACCUCCUCCACCCUCCUUCUCCAGGCCCUGUUCCGACAACAAACAAAACAGUAAAACAAACCGCAACGAAUCGGCGGCGGGGGUGCGCCGAAUGCCGGUGGUGCCCGCGCCGCCUCUCCCCUCUCCCCGCCGCGCCCCACCGAUUCGAAGCGGAAUAGAACAACUCCACCACUGCCACCGCGCGCCCACUUGACAAAUUUCCUAUCCGAUUCGAAUCGGCGCGGAGCUCGUGCUCGCCCCCGCGCCGCGCGCGCGCACUGGUCCAAACCCAACCCUAGCCCCCCACCAUCCCCACCACCAGAUCCGGAGAUCCCGCGCGGACCCGGAGGCGAAUCGGCGCCCACAAUGGCGGGCCUAGUCGCGCCGCCCUGAUCCCCCGAUCCGGCUCGCCGCUUGCUCCCCCCCCGCGCCGCCGAUGGACUCCGCCCGGAGCUGGCUGCAGAAGCUGCAGAAGGACAAGGCCAGGCCGGGCGCGUCGCCCCUCGGCGCCGGGAUGGCAGGGGACGACGAGGACGAGCCGGUGCUCUCCAGCGCCACCAAGCAGAAGGUGGAGGCCGCCAAGCAGUGCAUCGAGAACCACUACAAGGCGCAGAUGAGGUCGCUCCAGGAGCGCAAGGAGAGACGUUGGAUGCUGGAGAAGAAGCUUGCUGAUGCUGAUGUAUCUGAAGAGGAGCAAAACAAUAUCCUGAAGGAUUUAGAAAAAAAGGAGACAGAAUACAUGCGCCUAAGGAGGCACAAAAUGGGUGUUGAUGAUUUUGAAUUGCUGACCAUUAUUGGGAGAGGUGCUUUUGGGGAGGUGAGACUUUGUAGAGAAAAAGCUACGUCCAAUGUGUAUGCAAUGAAAAAGCUCAAGAAGUCUGAAAUGUUACGAAGAGGCCAGGUUGAGCAUGUGAGAGCUGAAAGGAACCUCCUUGCAGAAGUUGAUAGUGCUUAUAUAGUUAAGCUCUACUGCUCAUUCCAAGAUGAUGAGUUUCUGUACCUCGUUAUGGAGUACCUUCCUGGUGGUGACAUGAUGACUCUGCUCAUGCGCAAGGAUACACUUACAGAGGACGAGUCUUCGUUUUAUGUUGCAGAGACAAUACUGGCAAUUGAAUCCAUUCACAAGCAUAACUAUAUUCAUAGGGAUAUUAAGCCUGACAAUUUAUUGUUAGAUCGAACUGGCCAUCUGAAGCUUUCAGAUUUCGGCCUAUGCAAGCCUCUAGAUAGUAGCAGCUUUCCAAAUCUCACUGAACUUGACAACGCAGCGGGAAAUAUCACCAAUACAUCAGCAGAUGGUGAUAAGCCAUUAAGUAGCACUGCUGUUCCCAGGCGAACACAGCAGGAACAACUAUUGCAUUGGCAGAAGAAUCGCCGGAUGUUGGCUUAUUCAACUGUUGGUACACCUGAUUACAUUGCCCCGGAAGUCCUAUUGAAGAAAGGAUAUGGAAUGGAAUGUGACUGGUGGUCACUUGGGGCCAUUAUGUAUGAGAUGCUUGUGGGUUACCCACCAUUUUAUUCUGAAGACCCAAUGUCAACAUGUAGGAAGAUAGUAAAUUGGAGAAGCCAUCUUAAAUUUCCUGAAGAGGCCAGACUUUCGCCAGAAGCUAAAGAUCUAAUUAAUAAGCUAUUAUGUAAUGUGGAUCAGAGACUUGGGAUGAAAGGAGCACAUGAGAUAAAGGCUCAUCCAUGGUUUAGAAGCGUUGAAUGGGAAAAGCUAUAUCAGAUGGAAGCAGCUUUCAUACCUGAAGUUAUUGAUGAGUUGGACACACAAAACUUCGAGAAUUUUGAGGAGGCUGCGCCUACAAUGCAAACUUCAUCAAAGGCAGGUCCUUGGAGAAAGAUGCUUUCCUCCAAGGACAUGAAUUUUGUGGGUUAUACUUACAAGAACUUCGAAAUAGUUAACGAUCCUGAACUUCCAGGAAUAGCUGAAUUAAAGAAGAAGAACAACAAACCAAAACGACCAACCAUCAAAUCAUUAUUUGGUAAAAUUUUCAGAGUCCUUUCUCUCUUAAGGUAUUGGGUUCGUUUCUUUCGCUGGAACAUGUCAUGGCUGAGGAGCGUGGUGCUGCGCAGGUGCAAGAGCCUGUCGCGGGCGAGGAGCAGGCGGUCGUCGCCCAGCUCCUACAGCAACCUCCGCUCCAUGUCGGCUAGGGACGACGUCGCCGGAGAAGAUAGCCAGGCCGCGGCCGAGGGGCCGUCGGCGGUGGUGUUCGUGGGCAGCUCGCGGCGGCGGUACGUCAUCAGCGCCAGGCACCUCCGCCACCCGCUGAUCGCCGCGCUCAUCGACGGCGACGCCGGCGAUGGCGACGUGAGGAAUAGCAAGGAGCCGGUGGCCGUGAGGUGCGAGGUCGUGCUGUUCGACCACCUGCUGUGGAUGCUCGACAACGCCGUCGACCUGCGCGCCGGCGCCGGCGGCGAGGAAGACGCCGUCAGGGAGCUGGCCCAGCUCUACGCCACGUGCUAACCCAGUUGCAGGUGAUCGACUCGUCGGUUGAUAUAUAGUACGAUCAACGAUGCUGCAUGAACCAUGCGUGCUGGUAAUAGUCCUCUCCGGAUUUGAUUGAUUCUUUUUGUGUGUUCUUGCGCGAGAUCUAAGAUUCUCGGGCGCCAAUGGGAAGAUAUAUACUUUGGGUUCGUUCGUGUAGGCAGAGCAGCUUGAUAGCUAAUAAUGGUUUUGUAUUUGUUCUAGCUAAUGGUUUUGUAUUUUGUCAAAUGAUGGGAAAAAGGAAGGAGUAAUCAAAAAAGACUAGAACUACUUCUAGCCAAUCACCGUACAACUUGUAUUGUUGAGAUGCGUAUUUUUUGCAUUUAAUUUUGUGUCGUGGCGAUCUAAAGCGUAUGUAAAGAGGUCGUGCUGUCUAAAGUAAAUUAUGUAUACUUCCAUUCCAUUUCUUCUCUUA